AAGCUAGUCCCAACUCCAGCUGCAAGCUCUACGCAGUUGUGCGUAGAGAUACAGAACUGAGUAGCAGUCAGAGAGAGGAGAGAAAGCACCAGGGACGCAGAGAGAGAGAGAGGCAGCAGGGAGCGAUGAUGGAGAGGGCCGAGGACCUGCGCCUGAGCCUCAGUCUCAGCUCGCCGCUUGCUCCUCGCACUCACCAUGUCGCCGCCAUGCUGUUCCACUCUCCUCCAGAGAAGAGAUUUCUGGAGAUGCCGCUGCUCCCUGCUGCAAAGCGGAGCGAGGUCGCCGCGGCCGACGAGGAGCGCGCGGGCCUGCGCGGCGGCAGCGACGAGGAGGACGGCGGCUGCGGCAUCGACGGGUCGCGCAAGAAGCUCCGGCUUUCCAAGGACCAGUCGGCCGUGCUCGAGGACAGCUUCCGGGAGCACCCCACCCUCAACCCCAGGCAGAAGGCAGCUUUGGCGCAGCAGCUCGGCUUGCGGCCUCGGCAGGUCGAGGUGUGGUUUCAGAACAGACGCGCAAGGACGAAGCUGAAGCAGACGGAGGUGGACUGCGAGUUCCUGAAGCGCUGCUGCGAGACGCUCACGGAGGAGAACCGUCGGCUGCAGAAAGAGGUGCAGGAGCUGCGCGCGCUCAAGCUCGUCUCGCCGCACCUCUACAUGAACAUGUCCCCGCCCACCACGCUCACCAUGUGCCCCUCCUGCGAGCGCGUCUCCAACGCCAACAACUCCAGCUCCGCCGCCCCCGACCGCCGCGGCGCGGGCGUCGUCACUGCCGCCGGCGGCAACGACACCGCCGCCGACGGGGGCAUCCUCUGCCACCGCCCGAUUGCCGUCCGGCCGCAGCAGUCAUGACAACCUAGCUAGCUAGCUUUUACUCACUAGCUAGACUACUACACCAUGUCACAGGCAGCAAAGCAGUGUGCACAUUAUAUUCGCGCAAGCUGUGUGUUGCGCUCACCGAUCGAUCGAUCGAUCCGUUGUUAUAUUUUCCCUUUCUUGGAAGCAGCUAGAGCUAGCUAGCAGGGUGUUCAUGCGUCAGGUGGAGUAGCUAGGCGGCUGGGAUAGAACAGCAGGCCGGGCUCGAUCGGCAGCUUCCGGCCGGGCCGGCUGGGAGCUGGGAGUAGCGAAUAUUUAGCUGGUCCUGGGGAAAGUUGGAUAUGGUGGGAUACGGGUGUAGGGGAGGUGGGGCGCAGCGGGAUGGCACGGUGGUUUGUUCUGUCCCGGCUGACGAUGACGGCGAUGAUGAUGAGAGGUCAGUUUGUUUGUUGGACAGUCGUGUCUCUUAAGCUUGAUUCUAGCGAUUAAUUAACACGGAUAGGCAUGUGCAUUUGGUCUCUAGCUCGCCUCUGCUCAGCUUAAUUUAGGUGAUUAGUGCCCUUUGGCCGGCCGGGAAAAGCUUGCAUGCAUGCAUGAAAGUUUCCAUAUGUUUUGAUGGAUCCACUAAUCAAUCAACUGAAAGCAAGCAGUUCGGUUGUUCGAUUGUGUGAACGGCUAAUAAACACUGGCGAUCGAGUAGCGAACCAUCUGGAUAAUCGAAUUGAAUUGCCCUGUCACGGAACAUGUACCAUUCGAUCGGAGGUGGUUAUCCAUACUGAUUGAGUGCUACUUAUACCACAAUACCAGGUGUUUGUUCUUAGUUGCUCUCAUGAUCAUGACGGCACAAUAUCAUCGUACGCGCGUAUAGA
This is a messenger RNA of Oryza brachyantha (malo sina), 1681 nucleotides long. RefSeq names its product homeobox-leucine zipper protein HOX17. Bases 126 to 848 code for a protein of 240 amino acids. Gene Ontology annotation, biological process: regulation of DNA-templated transcription. The record is from RefSeq and is a predicted model, not a curated record. The transcript has 4 exons. NCBI's taxonomy places the organism in Eukaryota, Viridiplantae, Streptophyta, Magnoliopsida, Poales, Poaceae. Gene Ontology annotation, molecular function: DNA-binding transcription factor activity, RNA polymerase II-specific; sequence-specific DNA binding.